AGGCUGCAGCGCACCCCAAAUUUGAAAUCGGGCAACGUCUCCGCUCUCCAUUUUCGAAAUCCCACUGCCCCCCAUCUCGCCUUCUUCUCCCCAUCCACCUCGCCGCCGCCGCCGCCGCCGCCGCCGCUCUGCCCAGAUCCCGGCCACCGCGCAUCCAUCCCCGCCUCCACCCCAACCGCAGCCGCAGCCGGGAUGCUGUCGGACGGCGACGACGACAGCUCCGCCCCCGCGCGGUUCGAGCUGCAGGAGGACCCGUCCUUCUGGAAGGACAACAACGUGCAGGUCGUCAUCCGCGUCCGGCCGCUCAGCAGCAGCGAGGUGUCGCUGCAGGGGAGCAAGCGAUGCGUCAGGCAGGAUACUGGCCAGAGCAUCACCUGGACCGGCCACCCGGAGUCCAGGUUCACCUUCGAUCUGGUCGCCGACGAGCACAUCACGCAGGAGAGCCUUUUCAAGGUUGCUGGGGUGCCCAUGGUGGAGAACUGCAUGGCUGGCUACAACAGCUGCAUGUUUGCUUAUGGGCAGACCGGCAGUGGCAAGACCCACACGAUGCUCGGGGACAUAGAAAAUGGCACGCGGAGGAACAACGAGCACUGCGGUAUGACGCCCCGAGUGUUUGAGCACCUGUUCUUAAGGAUCCAGAAGGAGAAGGAAAUAAGAGGGGACGAAAAGCUCAGUUUUACUUGCAAAUGCUCGUUCUUGGAGAUAUAUAAUGAGCAGAUCCUGGAUUUGCUCAAUCCAAAUGCAACGAAUUUGCAGUUAAGAGAGGAUGUGAAAAGGGGUAUGCAUGUUGAGAAUCUGACUGAACAUGAGGUUUCCAAUGCUCGAGAAGCAAUGCAACAACUUAUUGAGGGGGCAGCAAACAGAAAGGUGGCAUCCACCAAUAUGAACAGAGCAAGUAGCCGCUCUCAUAGUGUUUUCACAUGUCUUAUAGAGAGUAAGUGGGAAUCUCAAGGCAUCAAGCAUCAUCGAUUUUCUCACCUUAACCUUGUUGACCUUGCUGGCUCAGAGAGGCAAAAGAGCUCAGGUGCUGAAGGGGAACGCUUGAAGGAAGCUUCAAACAUCAACAAGUCACUCUCAACUUUAGGGCAUGUUAUUACCAGCCUUAUUGCUGUGUCAAACAAAAAAUCACAGCAUGUUCCAUACCGAGAUUCGAAAUUGACAUUUCUCCUGCAGGACUCACUUGGAGGUAAUUCCAAGACCACUAUAAUUGCAAAUAUAAGCCCAUCAAGCUGCUGCGCCGCUGAGACGUUGAGCACAUUAAAAUUCGCGCAACGGGCUAAGCACAUUCGGAAUAAUGCUAUUAUAAAUGAGGAUGCCUCUGGUGACGUUCUGAGCAUGCGUUUAGAGAUCCAACAUCUCAAGAAAGAGCUCAGCCGCCUGCAAGGACAAUCUGGAUUUACUUCCAAUGGAUCUAUCUGCCAGUCCCCUAGCGCAUUCAAAUGGGAUCAAGCUCAUGGCCAAUUCAGUCCACUUAUGUUUGAUAAGGGAGCUACACAGAUGAAAGAUUAUGAUACUGCACUUGUCGCCGCUUUUAGGAGGGAGCAAGAAAAAGAAGCAAAACUAAAGGCAGCAAUUGCUGCAAAGCAGAUUGCUGAACAGCUGGCGACUCAAAGAUCAGAAGAGGUGAGAAGUUUCAAGAUGAGGCUUCGCUUUCGUGAAGAUCGAAUCAAGAGACUGGAGCAACUUGCAUCAGGGAAGCUAUCCGCUGAAGCACAUCUAUUGCAAGAGAAGGAAGAUCUUGUGAAGGAAAUAGAAGCUCUACGUAGUCAACUAGAACGGAAUCCAGAAAUUACAAGAUUUGCUAUGGAAAACCUACAACUGAAGGAGGACCUUAGAAGGUUGCAGUCAUCUGUUGAUGAAGAAGAACAGGAAAGAAUGCAGCGACAGAUAACUGUUUUAGAACAUCAGCUCCUAGAAGCACUUGACUGGAAACUUAUGAAUGAGAAGGAUCCUGUUAAGAAGGACCUCUCACUAUUUGGAGAGGUAGAUGGUGAUGAGAAUAAUGAGUUUCUUCGUUUACAGGCUAUUCAAAAUGAGCGAGAAAUCGAGUCACUGCGUAAAAAUUUGAAUGUCUGUUAUCAAGCAAAAGAGAAACUUGAGAGGCGUGUUGAUGAGUUGACUGUAGAGUUGGAGGCAGCGAAGAAAUGCGACCAUGAGAACAAAAAAUUUGAGGUUGCACAGCUCCAGGAACAAUCAGUCCUGCUUGAUGCUCAGACGGAACUUAAGACAUUAGUUGAUGCAAUAGCUACUGCAAGUCAAAGAGAAGCAGAAGCUCAUGAAACUGCAAUUGGGUUGGCAAAAGAGAAUGAGGAAUUGAGAACAGAGCUUAAGGUCUUGAUCGAUGAUAACAAGAGAUUGGUUGAGCUCUAUGAACAGGCUAUUGUCAACAUCGGGGUGAAACAAGAUAGCUCUGUUCUUCAAACUGAAGAUGUGAAUGAGCAGCAAAAUAGCCAUCCUUCCUGUGGAGGGAGUACUGUGAAUGGUUGCCUGCUAGAUGACCAACCAGAGGGUGCAACAGGUUUUCCUGCAAAUGGUUCAUCCACUGAUGCUGUAGAAGAGCCUGAGAUGGUGGACGAAAAAUGCAGCCACAAGGAUGACCUUUCGAGAUCUGAAUUUUCGGAACUGCAACUUCAACUGGAAGAGAUGCAUGAAGAAAACGAUAAACUUAUGAGUCUGUACGAGCAAGCUAUGCAAGAAAGGGAUGAAUUUAAAAGGAAAGUUUCUGAGCAAAGCAAUCCUGAAACUACUGAGGACAUUCAGUUCAGAGAGACAGAUGCUGGAAUGGAUGAAGCAAUGGAUACUGAGAUUCAGUUCAGAGAGACAGAUGCUGGAAUGGAUGAAGCAAUGGAUACUGAGAUUCAGUUCAAAGAGACAGAUGCUGGAAUGGAUGAAGCAAUGGAUACUGAGGGUAUCCAAGGAGAACAAGUGCAUGACUCUCCCAUUGUAGCUUUUAAAGAGGUGCUGCAGCUUGUUCGGGUUAAGCUGGAGCAUGUCCAAGACAAGCUUGUGACUGCCCAGGAUGCAGUGCAAUACUUUAAACUACUCGAAAUGGCUAGUACUAAGGCAGAAGAACUUUCAGCAAGCAUUCAGCUCUGUUGCCGAGAUGUUCAGCAAGGGCAGGAAGACAUGAAUGCCCUCAAGCCGCAACUGUCAGAAUCACAGGAGAGAGAAAUUUCUUCGGAAGGCAAGCUUUUCUCGCCUGCGCCUGCAGCAUUAUGUUGGGACUUGCAUUUGGAAACCAAAGCCCUUGCUGGGUCCAAGUUUGAUGUCAGCAUGGAAUUAAUGAAUAAUAAGAUGGAAGAGUUGAGUAACCUGCGAAUUCUCAAAACUGAAGUUUCUGUUGCGUUUACAAAAGCACAGGAGUCUGAAACUGAUUUGAGAAACAAAAUCGAUGGUCUUAAACAAAAGUACCGUUCUUUGGAAGCUCAAAGGAACGAGACAGAAAAGGUUCUCUUUGCUAUUGAUAAUUUGAAGAGCCCUGCUACCCCAUUGCUGAAACCCAAGAAUUUUGGCAAGGCAUCUGAACUCCUGAGUUUGGAAGAGGGGAGAACAAAGCUUUUAGCUGAGAUGAAGAGGUUCCGCGAACAGCACAGCAUGGUGCAAAAGGAAAUAAAAGGCCUGAAAAAGUAUGACGAUCUUGAUGAUAAGAUUUCAUGCCUUGAAUCAGAGGUAGAGGAUUGCUACCGCUCCCUGCUGGAGGCUGAUACCGAGAAGUUUGUCCGAGAUUACACCUUAGCUGAAAUUUGGGAGGGUGAACUGAAGAGCAAGCCGAGCUUACUGGUUGACUACCAGGAUAGCAUCUUUCAAGUCAGCUUGAAGGAGGAGGAGAUCAGGCUAUGUGAGGAGUCACUGCAGCACCAGACAAUGUCCUUGGAUGAGCUGAAUCCAAAGCUAAAUCAAGCGAUGCGGGACCUCGGCAAGCUUCUGCGUGACAGAACAUCUCGCGGUUCGGAUGCAUCCGCUCUGCACGUUUCCGACAAGGUGAAAGGGGACCUCGACGCCAUGGAGGUUCAUGUUGCUGAAGCUAGACAACUCCUGCUCAUCGACAACCAAAGCGAUUCGUGAACCUCUCCAAGUACCAAGUAGUCCUCACCGAUGAAACGACUGACAGGCUAGUCUGUCUUCGCCUUCAUCUGUACACAUCCUCUGUAGCAGAACAGCUGUUAUCAAGUGUUGCCAUAUCGAUUCCGUUCUGUAGAUGGAAUUCAUGACUCAUGAGGUGGGCUGUAACUUUUUUGGUGUGACCUCCUAUUCUCGGGCGGUCUGGCAUCCAGAGCUAUCAGCAGGCCCCUUAUGUAAGUUAGGCAGAUUUAGAUCCUCUCCCUUUAGCUGUGGAAUUCAUUUUACAAGACAGCGACUGAUUGUACAAGAUAUUGAUUUCAAGAGGGCUUGAUCCUUUUCUGUUUCUGUAUCACAAUUUAUGGCAACCGUCAUAGUUGCUUGUAUAUGUUCGUUGCUUGUAUAUGUGAAGAAUGCUACUGAUGUUUCAGUUCUUGGCAGGAAUUGCAGCCUGACGAAUUUGUUUUUCUUUA
Molecule: messenger RNA, 4532 nt
Organism: Lolium perenne
Lineage: Eukaryota; Viridiplantae; Streptophyta; Magnoliopsida; Poales; Poaceae
Product: kinesin-like protein KIN-12G
Biological process (GO): microtubule-based movement
Molecular function (GO): microtubule motor activity; ATP binding; microtubule binding
Source: RefSeq, a predicted model, not a curated record